Elephantulus edwardii (Cape elephant shrew) is the source of this 1791-nucleotide messenger RNA. It is a transcript of the gene GRN, whose product is annotated as granulin. The record is from RefSeq and is a predicted model, not a curated record. NCBI's taxonomy places the organism in Eukaryota, Metazoa, Chordata, Mammalia, Macroscelidea, Macroscelididae. Gene Ontology annotation, cellular component: extracellular region. The coding region runs from base 1 to 1791 and encodes 596 amino acids. The transcript is spliced from 12 exons. Gene Ontology annotation, biological process: regulation of inflammatory response.
AUGUGGACCCUAGUAGGCUGGGUGGCCUUGGUGGCAGGUCUGGUGGCCGGAACACAGUGCCCAGAUGGUCAGUUCUGCCCAGUGGCCUGCUGCCUGGAUCCAGGAGGAAAUGGCUACAGCUGUUGCAACAACUCCAUUUUGGACAAGUGGCCCGCUCUGGCCACAGUACGGAGCAGGCUUCUGGGCACGUUCUGCAAGACCGAUGCCCACUGUUCAACUGGCUCCUCUUGCCUCCUCACUGUCAUAGGAAUCUCCCGCUGCUGCCCGUUACCAGAGGCCGUGUCUUGCAGGGAUGGACGCCAUUGCUGCCCCCAGGGCUUCCGCUGCAGUGCUGAUGGGCAGUCCUGUCUUCACAAACCAGAUGCCAACCCCUUGGGUGCCAUCCAGUGCCCCAAUAGCCAGUUCGAAUGCCCCAGCUCCUCUACGUGCUGCACUAUGCGUGAUGGCUCCUGGGGUUGCUGCCCUAUGCCCCAGGCUUCCUGCUGUGAAGACAAGGUGCACUGCUGUCCCCAUGGUGCCACCUGUGACCUCGCUCAGGCCCGCUGCCACUCCUCCAAGGGCACUUACCCCCUGGCCAAGAAGACCCCUGCACAGAAGAUUAAUAGGGCCGUGGCUUUGCCCACCGCUGUCAUAUGCCCUGAUGGACAGUCCCAGUGCCCUGAUGGUUCCACCUGCUGCGAGCUGCCCAGCGGGAAGUAUGGCUGCUGUCCAAUGCCCAAUGCCAUUUGCUGCUCCGACCACCUGCACUGCUGUCCUCAGGACACCGUGUGUGAUCUGAUCCAGAGUAAGUGCCUCUCCAAGGAGAAGGCCACCAGUCUCCUCGUCAAGCUGCCGGCACAUACAGUGAAAGAGGUGAAGUGUGACUCGGAGGUGAGCUGCCCAGAUAGCUACACCUGCUGCCGCCUGAGUACAGGGAAGUGGGGCUGCUGCCCUUUCACCCAGGCUGUGUGCUGUGAGGACCAUAUACACUGCUGCCCAGAGGGCUUUAGAUGUGACACAGAGAAAGGAGUGUGUGAGGAGGGGAACCGCCAGGUGCCCUGGAUGAAGAAGACCCCAGCCCACUUCAGCCUGCCAGACUCCCAAGCCUUGGGCAGUGAUGUCCCCUGCGACAACGUCACCAGCUGCCCUCCUGACAACACUUGCUGCCUCCUCUUGUCUGGGGAGUGGGGUUGCUGUCCUGCCCCAGAGGCUGUCUGCUGCCAAGACCACAAGCACUGCUGCCCCCACGGCUACACGUGCACAGAUGAGGGGCAGUGUCAGAUGGGGGACAGGCUAGUGGCUGCACUGAAGAAGACGCCUGCUCGCCGGGCCUCCCUCUCCCAUCUCACAGACACCACCUGUGACCAGCACACCAGCUGCCCCGUGGGACAGACUUGCUGCCCAAGCCUGAGCAAGGGCUGGGCCUGCUGCCAGUUGCCCCACGCCGUGUGCUGUGAGGACAGGCAGCAUUGCUGCCCGACCGGGUACACCUGCAAUGUGAAGGCCCGCACCUGUGAGAAGGAGGUGGGCUCUGCCCAGCUCGCCCCCGACUCGCCCCAUACCCCUCACGUGGACGCAGGGGACGUGGCGUGUGGGGACAGCCACUUCUGCCAUGAUAACCAGACCUGCUGUCGAGACAGCCGUGGGGGCUGGGCCUGCUGUCCCUACCGCCAGGGCAUCUGUUGUGCUGAUAAGCGUCACUGCUGUCCCUCUGGCUUCCGCUGUGGGUCCAGGGGCACCAAGUGUUUGCCCAGGGAGAGCCUGUCCUGGGACAUUCCCAGGAGGAGCCCACCACAGAGACAGCUGCUGUGA